GGGUCAUUUUAUAUGUGUCAUUUAAAGAAAACGUGGCUUAUGUUUUGACAAACAACUACCAAGACGUUGUCUUAUUUUCGUUGAAAUGUGUGACAUAAUUAAUCUCGGUCGUCUCCCAAGUUCUUUUUUAUAUUUAAAAUGUUUUAGGUCAUAAAACAGAACAAUCAUUUAGUUCGUGUGUAAACGUGUAAUAAAGGAAAUAGGAAAAACAAACUUGAUACUCCAAUAUCAAUCCGUUAACGUAUGUCUGAGUGGAAAGUAGACGUGAGAACAUUACCUUUGGAAAACUAAAAAUAUGAAGGUGUACACAAUUUCGGAAGAAAGUGACAUGCACAUUGACGAUAAAAGUGUGACAGGAAAACAUCUUGAUUUCGGUGGUCAUAUCAAAAUGAAACAUUCCAAAACAGAAAAUGAUGAAACAAAAACGGUGUUGCAGAGCAAUAAGGAUGUUAUGAAGCAAUAUUCCGGUUUCUUUCAAAGAAAUAUGCCGACAAUAGUAACAGCAAGAAACUAUGGUUUACUGAUACUAUAUCUGGCUUUCUAUAGCUAUGCUAUGUAUUGUAAUUUCGGGGAUGAGGGAUCUAUUCGCCUCACGGUGUUCACGGGAUUUGGAGUUCUGUAUUUGGGUUGGAACAAUCUGUUGUCACAAGAUGGUAUAAGAAAAUCAUGGAAAUCCGCUACCAGUUUCAUCUACAUGUCGUAUAAAUAUGGUUCCAGGCCAAAGGUUAUAAGAUGGUGUUUGUAUCUAGUAUGGGCCGCUAUAAUGGUCUACUAUCUCAUCUCCAAUGUCGCCUUAAAGGAUCCAGGAAAGUUGAGAUCUCUUGGUGGUUAUAUUGCAUUUAUUCUUAUACUUGUCAUCAUCUCAAAUAACAGAAGGAAGAUCAACUGGCAUUGUGUGGUUUGGGGAUCAGCCAUGCAGUGUUUGUUAGGCUACUUUAUCAUAAAAACAACAGCAGGUGCUACCGUUAUUUUAUGGCUGUCUGAUCGCCUUAUGGAAUUCAUGGAUUAUUCCCGAGUUGGAGCCAAGUUCGUAUUUGGUGACUCUUAUAUGGAUCAUCGCUUUGCAAUGCAGGCAAUGCCAUCGGUUAUAGUGUUUUUUGCCGCCAUUCAAGUUCUGAUUUAUCUCGGGACUAUUCAGUUUAUAGUCAGAACUUUAGGAAAGUUCCUUGCAAUCAUUCUCGAUGUUUCUGCACCGGAAGCGACCAAUGCUUGCGCCAACAUCUUCUUAGGUGGAAUUGAAUCUGCAAUAUUGGUGAUAGAAUAUAUUGACAGUAUGCCUACAUCUCGACUGUUUACGCUAAUGACAAACUGGUUUGCAUCAUGUGGUGGUUCAGCUUUGAUACAGUUCAUUUCGUUCGGUGUUCCAGCAUCAUAUCUUUUGGCUGCAUCCGCCAUGUCCGCUCCGGCAGCGCUUGUUUGUGCAAAAAUUACCUUUCCGAUGUUGAGCAGACUGAUUUCAAAACUAAUAUCGAAGAUAUUGAUUUGGAAGUCAUAACUAAAGGAAGCAAAAACAGUUCAGAGCAAAGUGGUCACACUAACUCUGACAUUUUUAAAGAAGCUAGUGUUUCAACCGAAGACGUAGAAGAAACAGACAAAAAUAAAAAGGAAACUUUCGAAGAUAAGAUACAAAAUAAGA
This is a messenger RNA of Mercenaria mercenaria, 1636 nucleotides long. Its product is annotated as solute carrier family 28 member 3-like. The coding region runs from base 296 to 1495 and encodes 399 amino acids. The record is from RefSeq and is a predicted model, not a curated record. Gene Ontology annotation, cellular component: membrane. The transcript has 7 exons. Lineage: Eukaryota; Metazoa; Mollusca; Bivalvia; Venerida; Veneridae. Gene Ontology annotation, molecular function: nucleoside:sodium symporter activity. Gene Ontology annotation, biological process: nucleoside transmembrane transport.